UCGCUUGAAUGGAAUUUCAGUUGAAAUCCGGACGGUCAAACCUGUAGUCGCAUAGUCGCACGUCGUGACGUGCGUUGGAGUCCGUCCCUCCCUCGUGGUUCUUGUCUUCGCUCAAAGCGAAAAGUCUUUCUGUUCCUCGAGUAACAAGCCGACCGAUCAAAAAUGGGGUGCGGAAUGGGAGUCGUCAAGUACCUGCUCUUCAUAUUUAAUUUCAUCUUCGUGCUAUGUGGCCUGGCAAUCUUGGUUAUCGGCGUUAUAGUGCAAAUAGGAAAGAAUAAUUAUUCCGAACACCUAAAUGAAAUUACGAGUAAUCUCACGUUCCCGGCAAUUACGUUGAUUGUCAUUGGAAGCAUCAUCUUUGUCAUCGCUUUCCUAGGAUGCUGCGGUGCCAUUCGCGAGAGUCACUGUAUGAUUGUCACGUUUGCAUGUUUACUAUUGACGAUCCUGAUCAUACAAGUGGCUGUCGCAAUCUUCGUGUUUGUCGCAGCGAACAACGCCGGCGAAAUCGAUUUUGGGAAAGAAUACAGAACAAACGUUUUCGAUCGCUACAAAAAUGGGAACGAAGAAGAUAAGGAAAUCGUAAAUACCAUACAAGAAGCGUUGCAAUGCUGUGGUGUUGAUAGUGCCAAAGAUUUUGGCGGACAGCCGAUUCCAGGAAGUUGUUGUGGUAAGAAGGAAUCUAAUUGCGAUUUAUCAAACGCUUACACCAAAGGUUGCGCUUCGGCGAUAGAAGAUUUUUUCAAGCACUCACUUACGGUACUGGGUGGCAUCGCCAUAGGUAUUGCUGUUGCAGAGCUGAUCGGCAUUAUCUUUGCAUUAUGUCUGGCAAAUUCCAUUAAGAAUGCUGAACGCAGAGGUUAUAGUGUGUAAAAGUGGAGCAUUGCGAAGGACAUCACUUCGUGCGGGAGGCUUUCAACAUGUAACAACAAUCUUACUUUCAUCUUACUACCAUCAACGUAUUUGCCUAUAAGAUGUGAUAGAACACUUGCGCUCUAUAGCAAGAUAAAUUUUUUUUCUUUUUCUAAGCGAAGAAUGAAACCAGAUGGUCUUAUGUUUUUUUUCCGAUUUCUUUGCAGUCAUAAUUACAGUGUACAGAUAAUAUUUUCCUUAUAAAAUGACGAACUUUUGUUUUUUGGUUACAAGAAUUCAAUGCAGAAUCCAGCGCACGAAUAUCACCUGGCAAUGACCUAACCAUCGUAAUUAUUGCUGGGUGUCAGACCUCAUUUUUUUUCCUUUGUAAAAAAACUUUUUUUAUACGGUUCUAUACAUAUAUACAUAUUUUGAUACGGUAUUGCUUUGACUCGUGUUUAUACCAGUUCUACAUAAAAGUUCAAAAAUGUAAAAAAUCUUUGAUGUUAUUUAAUGUGCAUAUACGCAGGACUGUUUCAUAAUUAGCCUGCAAACAAAUACAAAAUUAAAGUACCUUCGCGGGAAAGCAGACCAGUGAUAGUAUUUUAUGAUGUUAAUAAUAUAAAGAUAUUUUUUCAUAUGAUAAACUACACAAUUGUACCUGCGAAGACGUUAUCGCUGUUGAAAAUCACGGAAUCCUCGUAUGUGUCUAUAUAAAAAUUCACUUUGUUUGUACAGCACAGUACACAGUCUAUUGUCUACAAAUAUAUUAUAUACAUAUAUAUAUAUAUAUAUUUUUUGUCUUAUAAUAAAAAAUA
Messenger RNA from Solenopsis invicta (red fire ant), 1667 nucleotides. Its product is annotated as 23 kDa integral membrane protein. The transcript has 5 exons. Gene Ontology annotation, cellular component: membrane. The record is from RefSeq and is a predicted model, not a curated record. Bases 163 to 870 code for a protein of 235 amino acids. NCBI's taxonomy places the organism in Eukaryota, Metazoa, Arthropoda, Insecta, Hymenoptera, Formicidae.